AUGAUAACACUCGCACUGUUCGUGUCACUCCUAUUGACGGUAACAAGGCGUUAUUCUGGUAAGUAUGUCCGUCUGGUUUCUAACAAUUUCAAUUUUAACUUGACAAUUAACUGAGAGAUUUCCUGCGCUAUUUGGUCAUUCGAGCGCUAUGGUCGAUGUUAGUUUUUUUAAAAACUUUUUAGGAGCGGCCGUUAAUGUCUCUAGCAGGGGAGGCACAUUUAGACACCCACGGCUGCUUACGGCACAGUUCGUGUUAUCAUUCUCCGCCUUCGGCCACGGCUUACAACACUUACAACGACCUUGACCGACCUCAUUCAAUAAUUGGCUUGCAUUGUUCAUUAUCGUUAAGUCACAAGAGUCAAAAGUGCCCAAUUUGAUCCUUUUUAGCCUUGGAAUGCCCAGAAACGUGGAAGGAAUUUGAAGGCUUUUGCUACAAGGUUAUGAAUAGGCUUGGUUAUCGGCGGAGAUUUGCUUGGUCAACAGCAGUAAGCGGAUGUUUUGGGUUUGGAGGAGACCUGGUAAGCAUAUCGAAUGAAAAGGAAAGGAAGUUUGUCCAUGACACGACUUUCAAGGACGCAAACCGCACUUCUGUUUGGAUUGGGUUGGCGUAUCGGCAUCAAAAGGGUGGAUAUGUAUGGAACAAUGGAGAAUCAUUUAACAUUUCUGUUUCUGUCCAGUGGCUCAACAUGUCGAGAACUGUUCAUGAAAAUAAAUGCGUCGAAAUCUUGAAAAAGGGCUGGAACCUCACCGAAUGUUGCAAGGAAAAUAAACAUCUCUUCUGCAAGAGACCGAAAGGUGAGUUGUUCCUGCGUGGGAACUCGACAUUGAAAAUGAUGGGGAAGUUCUAA
Porites evermanni is the source of this 848-nucleotide messenger RNA. The record is from the annotation of a GenBank genome assembly. NCBI's taxonomy places the organism in Eukaryota, Metazoa, Cnidaria, Anthozoa, Scleractinia, Poritidae.